UGCUUAGUCAAUAUAUCGUGCAAGUUCCUCAAGUGCUUUAAUCAGAGCCAAAUGCAAAUGCAGUAUGAAAAUUGUACACCCGUACAUUCCCCCGUCCCGAUGGCAUCCCCGCUGCAUAAUAUGUGCACCCGCCAACCCAAAGAGAUUGAGAUGAACAGCCAUUCAGAAAGUUGUUCCAUCUCAACCGCAUGCGGACGGUUCGAUUCGGUGCACUCCCCCAUAGAUGACCACGAUGCCACGGACGAUGACAUGACAUUUUGCAUGUCAAACUACGCCAAGGAAGCGCUGAAGAUGAUGUUCAUGAUGCGCUCACACGGCAUGCUCACCGACGUCGUGCUGGAGGUAAAAAAGGAGCUCUUUCCCGCCCACAAAGUAGUGUUGUCCGCAGCAUCACCUUAUUUCAAAGCCAUGUUUACUGGUGGCCUAAAGGAGUCUGAGAUGUCGCGCGUGCAGCUUCAGGGGGUUUGUCCUACAGCAAUGUCCCGAAUUUUGUAUUUCAUGUACACCGGACAAAUUCGAGUAACCGAAGUGACCGUUUGCCAACUGCUGCCUGCAGCGACCAUGUUCCAAGUGCCAAAUGUAAUUGAUGCCUGCUGUGCCUUCCUAGAGCGACAACUAGACCCAACAAACGCCAUCGGCAUCGCAAACUUUGCGGAGCAGCACGGGUGUGUGGAGCUUCAAAAGAAAGCCAACGUAUUCAUUGAAAGGAAUUUCACUCAGGUCUGUCAAGAGGAAGAGUUUCUGCAACUUUCGGCAUAUCAACUCAUUGCCCUUAUUCGAAGAGAUGAGUUAAACGUGCAGGAGGAGCGCGAGGUUUACAAUGCUGUGCUUAAGUGGGUAAAGUACGACGAGGACAAUCGACACAGCAAGAUGGAACACAUACUGGGAGCCGUCCGAUGCCAGUUCCUAACGCCCAACUUCCUCAAGGAUCAAAUGAAGAACUGUGAUGUUUUACGCAGAGUUCCGGCGUGUCGCGAAUAUCUUGCGAAGAUCUUCAAAGACCUAACGUUGCACAAGUGCCCUGGAGUAAAGGAGCGUACACCGAACACGACGCGUAUGAUAUUUGUUGCGGGCGGUUUCUUCCGACAUUCUCUAGACAUUCUGGAGGCCUAUAAUGUGGACGAUAAGACCUGGACUACGCUGCCGAACUUGAGGAUUCCACGGUCCGGCCUCGGCGCAGCUUUUCUUAAGGGAAAGUUCUAUGCAGUUGGUGGUCGAAACAAUAACAUGUGCUCCUCCUACGACUCGGAUUGGGUGGAUCGCUAUAGUGCCAUAAGCGAGACUUGGCGUCCGUGUUCGCCAAUGUCCGUGCCGCGUCAUCGUGUGGGAGUUGCCGUUAUGGACGAGCUGAUGUAUGCGGUGGGUGGCUCUGCAGGCAUGGAGUAUCACAACACAGUAGAAUACUAUGACCCCGACCUCGAUCGAUGGACGCUUGUUCAACCAAUGCAUUCGAAACGCUUGGGUGUGGGCGUAGUAGUAGUCAAUCGCCUGCUUUAUGCGAUCGGCGGCUUCGAUGGUAACGAACGAUUGGCCAGCGUUGAAUGUUAUCAUCCAGAAAACAACGAGUGGAGUUUUUUACCGCCACUGCAAACUGGUCGCAGUGGAGCGGGUGUGGCCGCUAUUAACCAAUUCAUUUACGUAGUUGGUGGCUUUGACGGUACUCGCCAAUUGGCCACUGUGGAACGCUAUGAUACCGAAAAUGAGACCUGGGAUAUGGUUGCACCCAUACAAAUCGCACGCAGUGCACUCUCUCUUACCCCGCUCGAUGGAAAGCUGUACGCCAUCGGUGGUUUUGAUGGCAACAACUUUUUGUCCAUCGUUGAGGUAUACGAUCCCCGCACAAAUACAUGGGUGAAGGGUACGCCGCUGAAGUCGGGUCGAUCUGGUCAUGCCUCAGCUGUUAUUUACCAACCUGCAACCUGUGCCACUUCAUUUAUGGACUACGAGGAAAGCGAGAUGCCAAGGCGGGAUGGAAGCAACGACGAUACCGAUGGGGACUCAUCACGAGGUCCGUGUGGAAGCAGAAGUCCGCAGUUUGCAGAGAACACACCCAUGCAAUUUCACACGUCCUUUGGAAUGAGUGGUUGUCACAAUUGUGAGUCGGAAAUAGAAGUUAAACAAGUCGUUACUUCAGAAACGCAACACUAUCAAACUUCCGGUAUUGGCACACAGGAGCUGCGGAAACCAAUAUUCUGGGGGCCAAUACCACAGUGUAAAUCUCGAGGAAAUGCACCUUUACCUAUGACAGACCCUGGAGGCGCUACAAGAAUAUCCAGCAACAUACUUCCCAUCGGGGAUGAUAAGGCGCGAACAAGAUGCAUACUCAGUCCAGUAUGUACAGCAGCGAAAGCUAUACACAGCAGAAUUGAAUGGCGACUUCGUAAGCUCGCAGCAGCCACAUGACAGCUAUAAGACGAACCGCAUAGCCCCAACCAAAAUCAAUAUUCAUUGUACAAAGACUAAUUUGUAUCACUUAGAAUUCCAUUUUGAAAUGCAUUCCAUUGAAUCAUUAGUAUGUGAGGAUUCAGAUAUGUGGUUUGCACAAACACUACAUAUGUAUGUUGUAUGUCCCUUAAGUGAUAUUUAUGUUUUAUGGCAUCCAUAACAUUAACGGCGUAUGGCAGCCCAUUGUUCUAAGAUUGAUUAGGGUUAGUAACUUAGCUAUAAAACCGUAUUUGACAAAUUUUAAAAUCCACUAAUGAAAUGAUUGUUUUCAUUAUAUAAUA
Messenger RNA from Drosophila subobscura, 2726 nucleotides. RefSeq names its product kelch-like ECH-associated protein 1B (gene Keap1). The record is from RefSeq and is a predicted model, not a curated record. The coding region runs from base 52 to 2403 and encodes 783 amino acids. The transcript is spliced from 6 exons. Gene Ontology annotation, molecular function: protein binding. NCBI's taxonomy places the organism in Eukaryota, Metazoa, Arthropoda, Insecta, Diptera, Drosophilidae.